Messenger RNA from Bipolaris maydis ATCC 48331, 1060 nucleotides. Its product is annotated as guanine nucleotide binding protein, alpha subunit. The record is from RefSeq and is a predicted model, not a curated record. Lineage: Eukaryota; Fungi; Ascomycota; Dothideomycetes; Pleosporales; Pleosporaceae. Gene Ontology annotation, cellular component: heterotrimeric G-protein complex. Gene Ontology annotation, molecular function: GTPase activity; G protein-coupled receptor binding; G-protein beta/gamma-subunit complex binding. Gene Ontology annotation, biological process: adenylate cyclase-activating G protein-coupled receptor signaling pathway.
CUGCAUGAGCACAAACAACGACGAUGUCGAGCAAAAGAAGCGCAGCCAGGCCAUCGACCGCAAGCUCGAAGAGGACUCGCGCAGGUUACGGCGAGAAUGCAAGAUCCUGCUGCUGGGUUCCGGCGAGAGCGGCAAGUCGACCAUUGUCAAGCAAAUGAAGAUUAUACACCAAAACGGCUACACGCAGGAGGAGCUUGCCAUGUACCGCCUGACCAUUUACAAGAACGUCAUCGACUGUGCAAAGGCUCUUAUUGGCGCCAUGCGGCAAUUCGACAUUACCUGCGAGAAUCCAGGCAAUGCCGAGCUAUGCGACUAUCUGGCCAACUACACCGUCGACCCAGACCCGGAAAAGCCACUGGAUCAAAGAGUGGGCCAGGCCAUCACAUCCAUGUGGCGCGACCCUUGCAUACCAAAGGUCCUGGAGCACUCGAGCGAAUUCUACCUGAUGGAUUCUGCGCCCUACUUCUUCGACGAGGUGGAACGGAUAUCGGACCCAAACUACGUGCCCAUCGAAUCCGACGUCCUACGAGCGCGCACCAAGACAACGGGCAUUUAUGAAACACGAUUCACAAUGGGCCAGCUAAGCAUCCAUAUGUUUGAUGUUGGAGGCCAACGGAGCGAACGCAAGAAAUGGAUACAUUGUUUUGAGAACGUCACGUCCAUUAUUUUCUGCGUAGCCUUGAGCGAAUACGAUCAGGUGUUGCUGGAAGAGAGCUCACAAAAUCGAAUGAUGGAGAGUUUAGUGCUUUUUGACUCGGUAGUCAACAGUCGAUGGUUUAUGCGAACAAGUAUCAUUCUCUUCCUAAACAAGGUCGACUUGUUCAAGGCCAAGCUUGCACGAUCACCGCUCGGCAACUAUUUCCCAGAUUACUCGGGCGGCAACGACGUCAACCGUGCCGCUAAAUAUCUCUUGUGGAGAUUUAAUCAGGUAAACCGGGCACACCUGAACCUAUAUCCUCACCUUACGCAAGCCACUGAUACAUCAAACAUCCGACUCGUCUUCGCCGCCGUCAAAGAGACAAUACUACAAAAUGCCCUCAAAGACUCGGGCAUAUUGUGA